AUGCUUGAAGCGGGCGUCAUCCGGCCCGUCAGCCGCUCCGACUGGGCCACUCCUCUGGUGAUUGCUCGUAAGGCGGACGGCGGAAUACGGCUGUGUGCGGACUAUAAGGUGACCCUUAAUCCUAACUUAUUGGUCGAUAGGUACCCGGUUCCCAAGGUCGAUGACCUUUUUAGCACGCUAAGCGGAUAUAAGUAUUUCACUAAAUUAGACUUGUCACAAGCUUAUAAUCAACUAGUCCUAGAUGAGGCGUCCACGGAGUACACGGUAAUGAAAGAGCUGCACGACACACACAUGGGUGUUGUUAAAACAAAGGCGUUAGCACGGAGCUACGUGUGGUGGCCGGGAGUGGACGAGGCCGUGGAGGCGGCCUGCGGCGGCUGCGAGGUGUGCGCCAGCGUGGCAAGCGCGCCGCCCGGCCACGCACCGAGCCCCUGGCCAUGGCCCAAUCGCCCAUGGCGUAGAAAUAGCUCAUUAAUUGUUCCGCAAGUAGAUAGAUGCGAGCUGGAAUCAGAGGAACGACCAGCGGAGCCGAUUAGAGCUAGCGCGAGCGAGGCUGCGACUAAAGACGCUUCCCCGCAGGCUGCCGCCGUGGACCAGCCCCAGGUUGCAACCGAUAUGGGUGAUAAUAUGUGUCCACCUAAAAGGCCCUUUGUUUCAGCCCUUAUAAAGGAGGAAGCCGGAUUUGUGGAUGAAGAGGCUUGUGUGAAGGAGGAGUGUGAGGACAGCACAGCCGGGUGCGGCGUGAGCGAGGCCGCCAUGCUGGCCGGCCUGUACGACGAGCACGUGGUCAAGGACGAGCUCGUGCUGGGGCCGGAGCGCCCGCACCGCCCCAUAGUCGCCCCGGUGGUGACAGCGCCCACUCUCGUCUCCUCUGCGGUGGUGUCGGGUCGGCGCGGCUCGUGCUCGGUCAGGCUGGAGCGCCUGCUGGUGGACGCGGCGCGGCGCACCUGCCGGGUCGGGCGCCGCACAUACAAGCUGCACGCCACCGAGCCCGCACCCACACCCCAUGUCACCACCACCAUCUAUCAAUGUCACCAUUGCGGCAAACUGUUCAGGAGCAAGUCGGUUCUGAAGAAGCACGUACACACUCACUCGCCUUUACAUAAUUCAACCGUAGGGGAUUAUGGUUUAGAACGACAUCAAAUGCUACAUGGUGACAAAAAACUGACGAAAAAGGCUCACAUGAUUAUACACUCAGGCGAAAAGCCUUUCAGGUGUAAAUACUGUGGCUACGAGAGUAGUAAAAAAUCAAAUUUACGGACUCACCUGAUGACUCACACCAACGAGAAGCCUUUCAGGUGUACACACUGUGACCACAAAUCUAGAACAAAAGCAGAUUUACAGCGUCACCUGAUGACUCACACAGACGAGAAGCCUUUCAGUUGUAGUCACUGUAGCUACAAGGGUAAAAGAAAAGGAGAGUUACAGACUCACCUGAUGACUCACACAGACGAGAAACCUUUCGGGUGUACUCACUGUGCCCACAAAUCUAGAACAAAAGCAGAUUUACAGCGUCACCUGAUGACUCACACAGACGAGAAGCCUUUCAGUUGUAGUCACUGUAGCUACAAGGGUAAAAGAAAAGGAGAGUUACAGACUCACCUGAUGACUCACACAGACGAGAAACCUUUCGGGUGUACUCACUGUGCCCACAAGUGUAGAAGAAAAGCAGAUUUACAGCGUCACCUGAUGGCUCACACAGACGAGAAGCCUUUCAGUUGUAGUCACUGUAGCUACAAGUGUAGAAGUAAAGCAGAGUUACAGAGUCACCUGAUGACUCACACAGACGAGAAGCCUUUCAGUUGUAGUCACUGUAUUUACAAGUGUAGAAGAAAAGGAGAGUUACAGCGUCACCUGAUGACUCACACGGACGAGAAGCCUUUCAGUUGUAGUCACUGUAGCUACAAGUGUAGAAGUAAAGCAGAGUUACAGAGUCACCUGAUGACUCACACAGACGAGAAGCCUUUCAGUUGUAGUCACUGUAUUUACAAGUGUAGAAGAAAAGGAGAGUUACAGCGUCACCUGAUGACUCACACGGACGAGAAGCCUUUCAGUUGUAGUCACUGUAGCUACAAGUGUAGAAGAAAAGGAGAGUUACAGACUCACCUGAUGACUCACACAGACGAGAAGCCUUUCAGUUGUAGUCACUGUAUUUACAAGUGUAGAAGAAAAGGAGAGUUACAGCGUCACCUGAUGACUCACACGGACGAGAAGCCUUUCAGUUGUAGUCACUGUAGCUACAAGUGUAGAAGAAAAGGAGAGUUACAGACUCACCUGAUGACUCACACAGACGAGAAGCCUUUCAGUUGUAGUCACUGUAGCUACAAGUGUAGAAGAAAAACAGAUUUACAGACUCACCUGAUUACUCACACAGACGAGAAGCCUUUCCGUUGUAGCCACUGUGACCACAAGUUUAGAUUAUUAGAUUUACAGGCUCAUGCGAUGACACACGGACGAGAAGCUUUUCAGGUGUACACAGUGACCACAAGUCUAGAACAAACGCUCAGUUACGGAAACACCUGA
Molecule: messenger RNA, 2523 nt
Organism: Cydia amplana
Lineage: Eukaryota; Metazoa; Arthropoda; Insecta; Lepidoptera; Tortricidae
Product: oocyte zinc finger protein XlCOF6-like
Exons: 5
Coding region: 1-2523 (840 amino acids)
Biological process (GO): regulation of transcription by RNA polymerase II
Cellular component (GO): nucleoplasm
Molecular function (GO): RNA polymerase II cis-regulatory region sequence-specific DNA binding; DNA-binding transcription repressor activity, RNA polymerase II-specific
Source: RefSeq, a predicted model, not a curated record